GGGGGGGGUGGGGUCCCGGUCCCCUACCGGAAGUGGCUGUAAUCCCCACUCCCGGGCGGCGCGCGGCUGUGUUCGGAGUUCGGCAUGAGCGUUCUCGCUAGGGCCGGCGCUGGGCCGCUGAGUGCCGCCGCGCGCGCGGUCGUUCCCUGGCUUUGGAGAGGGAAAUACUUCAGCUCUGGGAAGGAGCCGGCAGAAAACAGCCUGGUGACUCCAAUGCUGCGGCAUCUUAUGUACAAAAUCAAGUCCACUGGCCCCAUCACUGUGGCCGAGUACAUGAGGGAGGUCCUGACCAACCCAGCCAAGGGAUAUUAUGUGUACCGUGACAUGCUGGGAGAAAAAGGAGAUUUCAUUACUUCGCCUGAAAUAAGUCAGAUCUUUGGGGAGCUGCUAGGGAUAUGGUUCAUUAGUGAAUGGAUGGCCACUGGAAAAAGUGCAGCUUUCCAACUGGUGGAACUGGGCCCGGGUAGGGGUACCCUUGCAGGAGAUAUUUUGAGGGUAUUCAGUCAGCUUGGGUCUGUACUGAAAAACUGUGACAUUUCAAUACAUCUGGUAGAAGUGAGCCAAAAAUUAAGUGAGAUUCAAGCAUUAACACUGGCUGAAGAGAAGAUCCCAUUGGAGCGAAAUGCUGGAUCUCCAGCAUAUAUGAAAGGUGUUACUAAGUCUGGAAUUCCAAUUUCCUGGUAUCGAGAUCUGCAAGAUGUUCCAAAAGAGUACAGCUUUUAUCUUGCACAUGAAUUUUUUGAUGUUCUUCCUGUGCAUAAGUUUCAGAAAACACCACAAGGAUGGCGAGAAGUAUUCAUUGAUAUUGAUCCACAAGUUUCUGAUAAACUGAGGUUUGUUUUGGCGCCUUGUGCCACUCCAGCAGAAGCUUUCAUACAAUGUGAUGAAACAAGGGAUCACGUGGAAGUGUGUCCUGAUGCUGGUGUUAUUAUUCAGGAACUUUCUCAGCGCAUUGCACUAACUGGAGGUGCUGCACUGAUUGCUGAUUACGGUCACGAUGGAACUAAGACAGAUACCUUCAGAGGGUUUUGUGGCCACAAGCUUCAUGAUGUCUUAAUUGCCCCGGGAACAGCAGACCUAACAGCUGACGUGGACUUCAGUUAUUUGCGCAGAAUGGCACAGGGAAAAGUUGCUUCUCUGGGUCCAGUACAACAACAGACGUUUUUAAAAAAUAUGGGCAUUGAUGUCCGGCUGAAGGUUCUUUUAGAUAAAUCAGAUGACCCAUCCAUGAGGCAGCAGUUACUCCAGGGUUAUGAUAUGUUAAUGAAUCCUAAGAAGAUGGGAGAAAGAUUUAACUUUUUUGCCUUGCUACCUCAUCAAAGACUUCAUGGUGGAAGUCAUCAGAUGAAUGCACGUCAGUCAAAACCCUCUCCAUCACCUGUAGCUGGGUUUGGUGAACUUGUUUGGCGGUGAUAUUUCAGUUUGGGCUUUUUACCAAGUCUGCCUAAGAAACCAAAGCAAAGGGAACACACUUCAUAUAUCACAGGUAAAAUAAGUAUUGAAAUAUUUUCUGUUUUCACUGCCAAUGAAAAUGGCCCAUCUUAUAUACAGUACAACUAAACUUUGAAUUUUAAGGUUAUCUCUGAUUCUUGGUACAAUUGUGUGUUCUCAACUUAAUGAAACAUGGUAUUUGUAAAACUGAGUUUCUUUUAAUUAAUAAGGCUAGUUGCUGUAUUUUCAUUUUAUUUUAAAAAGUAAACAUGAACACCAAUAGGUUGUUUCCAGUUUUUAUUAAACCAAACUGGCCAUUCACAGGAGAUUGAUUAAAUAGAACUUCAUGUAGUGAAGUAGAGCAAUGUUCUGACAUAGAAAGAUCUCUAAGAUUUACUAAGUGAAAAAAGUAGAGUGCAAAAUGUUUUGUAGUUAUGAUUCCAUUUUUGUUGGAGAAAAGCUAAAUUUAAAGAAAUGCUUAUAAGUAAUUUCAUGGAAAUUAAUAUAUUAGUGCAGACUAGCUGUUUUCUAUUUUGUGAUAUUUGCUUGUAUAUAAAAAGUAUGGAAAAGAUGCCCAUUAAUCACUAUUAAAUUUCCCAAUCUGGAAGUGCGUUUGAGGC
Messenger RNA from Equus caballus (horse), 2051 nucleotides. RefSeq names its product NADH:ubiquinone oxidoreductase complex assembly factor 7 (gene NDUFAF7). Gene Ontology annotation, molecular function: protein-arginine omega-N symmetric methyltransferase activity. Lineage: Eukaryota; Metazoa; Chordata; Mammalia; Perissodactyla; Equidae. Gene Ontology annotation, cellular component: mitochondrion. Gene Ontology annotation, biological process: mitochondrial respiratory chain complex I assembly. The record is from RefSeq and is a predicted model, not a curated record.